Molecule: messenger RNA, 934 nt
Organism: Nylanderia fulva
Lineage: Eukaryota; Metazoa; Arthropoda; Insecta; Hymenoptera; Formicidae
Gene: blp
Product: mitochondrial import inner membrane translocase subunit Tim16
Biological process (GO): protein import into mitochondrial matrix
Cellular component (GO): TIM23 mitochondrial import inner membrane translocase complex
Source: RefSeq, a predicted model, not a curated record
GUGUACAUGUGAGCUCUUUUUUAAUUAUAUCGUUUCAUUAUUUUUUAAUGUAAAAUUUAUAAACAGGUAAAUGGUGCAAAGGUAAAAAAGGGCCCCAUUUUUACCUUUGCACCAGGACCCCGAAAAUCUCUUGCCCUGCUGAAGUUUCGGAAUUCGGAACACAUGUGAACUUGGCUUGUGACAUAUUUCUCGAGCAUGGAACAGGCGCGAGUUACAAUUGCGGUUGAGGGUUAGAUUUCCCCGUGGUUGGACGAGCCGUCGUGCCGCUAAUGUCCGGGCGAGAGUACAGACUCGCGCAAGCAGACGUAAACUCGAGACGCCGGGGUCAGCCGGCCAGCUGUCAAAAUUGCAAAAGGGAACUGUCAUCGACACCUGUCAAAUCGUCCGCGUGUUCGUGACCGUGACCGGAGGAUAGGUUAAGCCAUGGCGAAGUACCUGAUACAGAUUAUCGUGAUGGGCACGCAGGUCGUCGGCAAAGCGUUCGCGCGCGCUCUUCGCCAGGAGAUCGCGGCCAGCCAGGAAGCUGCGCGAAGAGCCGGUGGCGGGAGACAAGGUGCGCAGCACGCCGCCGCCAACACCAGGGCGGGAAUCACGCUGGACGAGGCGCUUCGUAUCCUUAACGCGGAACGUCCUGACCAAACGGAACUGAUAGAGAAGAAUUACAAAUAUCUCAUGGAAGCUAAUGACAGAUCCAAGGGCGGUUCGUUCUAUCUCCUAUCCAAGGUUGUACGCGCCAAGGAACGCAUAGACGAGGAAGUACAGAGAACAACGGCAUCACCUCCACCGCCACCAUCGCAGACAAAUUCAAAAAGCGAUCAAGAAACUACCAGGCAGCCAUGAGACUUAUAUCUAGUCUAAAUUCUACUUCUAGGCUUAUUCUAAUUCUAGAAACUUGUACAUAAAAUAUAAUAAUAAAUAGUAGAUUCUGAAUAAA